AUGGCCAGUCAAUCCCAGGGUAUCCAGCAGCUCCUGCAAGCCGAGAAGCGGGCGGCUGAGAAGGUGGCAGAUGCCAGAAAGAGGAAGGCCCGGCGUCUGAAGCAGGCAAAGGAAGAGGCACAAAUGGAAGUGGACCAGUACCGCAGAGAGAGAGAGCAAGAAUUCCAGAGCAAGCAGCAGGCAGCCAUGGGCUCUCAAGGGAACUUGUCGGCUGAGGUGGAGCAGGCUACAAGGCGCCAGGUGCAGGGCAUGCAGAGCUCCCAGCAGAGAAACCGCGAACGUGUCCUAGCCCAGCUUCUCGGCAUGGUCUGCGACGUCAGGCCCCAGGUCCACCCCAACUACCGGAUUGCUGCCUAG
Messenger RNA from Rangifer tarandus platyrhynchus (Svalbard reindeer), 357 nucleotides. The record is from the annotation of a GenBank genome assembly. NCBI's taxonomy places the organism in Eukaryota, Metazoa, Chordata, Mammalia, Artiodactyla, Cervidae.